Molecule: messenger RNA, 3462 nt
Organism: Podarcis lilfordi (Lilford's wall lizard)
Lineage: Eukaryota; Metazoa; Chordata; Lepidosauria; Squamata; Lacertidae
Source: the annotation of a GenBank genome assembly
ACUUGUCUAUAAAAAGAGACCAGGGGAUCCUCAAGGUACUGAGCAUUGAAGGAGCCGAGGAAGGAACCUGGAGGGUCUUGAGUCCUCCCUCCAUCUCCACCUGCCAUGAAGCUCUCUUCAACUUCCUUCAGUUUCCUCUUCCUUGCGGCCCCCUUUGCCCUGGCUGCUGUUUGCCCAUGUGAGUCUGCCCUUUUCUUCUAUCCCUUAUUUUGAAAAUAGGAGGAGGAGGAGGAGGAGGAGGAGGAGGAGGAGGAGGAGGAGGACAGCACAGGCUGCAGAACAGCAGUAGGGCACCUGCUUUGCUUGCCAUAGUUUUCAGGUGUGACUCCAGCAUUCCAGGUGGGGCUGGUAAAGGAAGCCCUGGACAGCAAAUGCUCAUCAAUGCAUGAUGAUAGUAAGAGAGACAGACCAAGGCUUUGACUCACAGAGGGCUUCCCUUUGGUUAUGUAGCCCCAGGGCAACUGGUCCUCAGUGCCACUGUGUGCAGGCACCAGAGUGAGUCCGUUCGCCCAGACUGGCCUCUGGAUCUUAGCAGGAGUGGAGGGGACUGGUGGGGAAAUCGCAGGGAUUUCCAAAGACAGAGCUGAAAUGUUGGCCCACAAAAAGGCACUUGUCUCACCCAGAGAAAGCUGCCACAGGAUUUCCUUGUUUUGCUUGGUGAAAAAGCCACCCUAAGAAAGUCUCACCCAAGUCAUAAAGGUAAAGGUAAAGGGACCCCUGACCAUUAGGUCCAGUCGCGGACGACUCUGGGGUUGCGGCGCUCAUCUCGCUUUAUUGGCCAGUGACCUGGUGGCCUUAGGGAAGCCUCAGCCCCCAACCCCAACUCUGAUGAGAUGCAGGUGGGAGAGCAAGUCAACAGCUUCCCAGGAGAGGGAGAGGCUCUGGAGGGUGAACGCCAGGGUGCCCUCCUCUUUCCCACCCCCAGGCCAAAGCCGGGAUGCCUUUCUCCAUGUAGCUCUGGGACAGAGCACCUGUUUGCCUAUAGAUGGUCCCAGGUACAGUCCCAGGUGGGGCUGGGAUAUAAAAGUAAAGAGACCCCUGACCAUUAGGUCCAGUCGUGACCGACUCUGGGGUUGCGGCGCUCAUCUCGCUUUAUUGGCUGAGGGAGCCGGCGUACAGCUUCCAGGUCAUGUGGCCAGCAUGACUAAGCCGCUUCUGGCGAACCAGAGCAGCGCACGGAAACGCUGUUUACCUUCCCGCCAGAGCGGUACCUAUUUAUCUACUUGCACUUUGACUUGCUUUUGAACUGCUAGGUUGGCAGGAUCAGGGACCGAGCAAUGGGAGUUCACCCCGUCGUGGGGAUUUGAACCGCCAACCUUCUGAUCGGCAAGUCCUAGGCUCUGUGGUUUAACCCACAGCGCCACCCGCAUCCCCACCCAAGUCAAAGGCUAGCAACAAAAGUUUCAUGGGGAAAGAUUCCCAUAUCUAUGGCUGUGGAACAGUGGACAGUUCAUAGAGAGAGGAACCCAUAAUGACCCUCAUUUGCUUUCUCUCUUUCAGUGGAACCUGCUAAGGAGACUCAGGAUGUGGCUCAUAAGAGUAAGUCUUCCUUGUUGCUGCCUCCUCAACUAUACUCAAAGGGGGAGCUGGUGCCAGACACACAUAAGCAGUUCCUUCCCUAAUCUCUGUCCCAAGGAUGUUCUUCACACGACCAUUUUGGGCAACGUUGGCCACAGUUCUCAAGGGCUGUCCCUUUCUGAGCUUGUUGUGAUGGAGGCAAUGUCCACCAAAGGGGGCUUCAGACUCCUUCCCAUGAAGCAUCCAUUCAGGUGGGUGGGAGGAAGGUCCAUCCCAGCCCUUUCCAGGGACCUUUCCUGGAUCAGAGGAAAGUCACUUCCCCCCUCCAGAAGAGCAGCAGACUGGGACCUCCAGAGCCUCUGGGGGGCAUCAUCUCCCAUUCCUCUUCCACACUACAGAAGCCACUAAAUUAUUCCAUUCCCUCCCUCUUCUUAGGAGCCAACUGCUGCCUUAAUUACGUAAAUAGACCAAUUCCAUGCAAGGCCAUAAAAUACUACGAAAGGGCAUCCAGCACAUGUGCCAAGCCGGCUGUCAUGUAAGUAGCAACCAACUUCAUUUAGAUGGAGGGGAGCACAACUCUGCAUGUUGAAAGUAUCAAACGCUCAGGGCUGUUUGUUUCAAAGCCUUGGACUGGUCCUUGACUUGCAGCAGAUUUGUGCAGAUCCAGCAUACCAGCAACUCCCCCAAGUUAAACUGCAACAGAUCACAUCCACAGCUUACACUGAAAGUGCCAUUUCAUAGACUCAUAGAAUUGCAGAGUUGGUAGGGCUUCUGAGGAUCAUCUACUUCAACCCCCUGCAAUGCAAGAAUAUGCAGGUGUCCCUUACGGGGAUCAAACCUGCAACCUUGGUGUUAUUAGCACCCCACUCUAAGCAACAAAAGAACCUUGAAAAGUGUAGUUUAGGUGACACAGAGCUACAGUUCCCAGCACCCCAGGGAAACCACAGUUCCCAGGAUUCUUUGCAGGGAGAGCCACAAGGACUGUGAAUGUGGCAUUAGGGGGCCAAGGAAAUCCCUAAGUCUUGUAGUUGUCAGGAGGUCCCUGGCUGGAAUCUCCUCUCUGCCCUGAACUGGCCAUGUGGCCUUUGGGAAACGUCAGCCCCCAGCUCAGCAUUUAUAUCUCUCCAUGGAGCUCAAGGUGGUAUACGUGGCUCUCCCUCUUCUAUAUCAUCCUCACCACAACCCUGUGAGGUGAGUUAAGUUGAGAGACUAGGACUAGCCCAAAGUCACCCAAUUUAAUGACUGAGUGGGGAUUUGACCCUUGAUCUCCUGGGCCUUAGAGGGUAAAUGCAGGGCUGGAUUUAGGUUUGAUGAGGCUCUAAGCUACUGAAGGUAAUGGGGCCCUUUAUAUGUCCAGCUGUAUCAACAACAAAUUGUCGCUGUUUUCUGUGUUGAAUAUAUGCUAUAUGGUAAUUUAUGGACCUAAAAGGUAUCUAAAGCCAUUUGCACAUAACAAAAUAUGUAUUUUAUCAAAGUAAUUGUUGAACUGAAAUACAAUUAAGAAGUAGUAUAUUAAUAGUGGGGGCGCAAGAGAGUGGAGCCCUAAGCUAUAGCUUGUUUAGCUUAUACGUAAAUCCGGCACUGGGUAAAUGUCAGAAUCGGCUCUCUUCCCUGCAACCCAGCCACACCCCAUCAGUCCUGAGCUGUGGAACUUCCAAAGCAGAGAACUGCCUUUUGCUCGGCUUUGACUGGGCACUAAGCAGGCCGUUCCUUUUUCAUAGAGUCUACCUGAAGAAGAAGAACAGAAAGCUAUGUGUUGACCCCAGCAAAGAAUGGGUCCAGAAGAUCUUGAAGUGUUUUCCACCACCAUCAUAGAGACAACAUCCCUCCUGCUCCUUGCUCCCUCCUCCUUCUCGUCAGGAAGAGAACUGGAACCAAGUUUCAAGCUGUUUUGAAUGCCAGAAAAUCAGGCUUCUGCAAUAUGAUUAAAGGGAGUAGUUCUGA